Messenger RNA from Penaeus monodon (black tiger shrimp), 2361 nucleotides. RefSeq names its product probable tubulin polyglutamylase TTLL1. The transcript is spliced from 10 exons. NCBI's taxonomy places the organism in Eukaryota, Metazoa, Arthropoda, Malacostraca, Decapoda, Penaeidae. Gene Ontology annotation, molecular function: ATP binding; tubulin-glutamic acid ligase activity; metal ion binding. The record is from RefSeq and is a predicted model, not a curated record. Gene Ontology annotation, biological process: protein polyglutamylation; microtubule cytoskeleton organization. The coding region runs from base 1 to 1491 and encodes 496 amino acids. Gene Ontology annotation, cellular component: cilium.
AUGGCAAAAGAUCCCAGAAAGCAGGUGACACUGAAUCAUAUUAUCAGUCAAUUUCCUUAUGAUCAGGAUGACAGCUCAUAUACCCAGCCAGGCACAGAAACUUUAGCCACCAUAUAUAGGCUAAAAAAGAAUAUAGAUCACAAGAGUCUGAACAAUGAUAGUCACUUUUUUGAUAGUGGUAACCAUGGUAACGGUGUAAACAUUCCUGAGCUUGGGUGCAUUGUAAAGUCUACGGGAAGUAUCAAAUACGCACUCAUCAUGACUGCCAGAAUAGCUUAUUGCUCGGACAUGGAUAAGUCCGUGCUUGCAAACAAUUUCGAGAAAAGAGGAUGGAUACAAGUAAAUCCAGACGACGAAUGGAAUUUCUAUUGGGCAGGUGCGCAAACGUGUCGCUCGCUCUUCAGUGUUGACAGUGGCUACAGGAUGAAUGACAAUCAAAUGAUCAACCACUUCCCGACGCACUACGAACUCACCCGGAAGGACCUUAUGGUGAAGAAUGUGAAGAGAUACCGUCGGGAAUUGGAACGAGAAGGAUCCCCUUUGGCAGCCAGGGAUGCUACGGGUCGUUACAUACAUCUGGACUUCCUCCCAACAACUUUCAUGCUUCCUGCGGAUUACAAUCUUUUCGUCGAGGAAUUUCGCCGUAACCCCAACACCACUUGGAUCCUCAAACCUGCCGGUCGUUCUCAAGGCGUAGGCAUAUUUUUGGUGAACAAACUGGCUCAGAUAAAAAAGUGGUCGCGGGACACCAAGAGUUCAUUUAACCCUGCGCUCGUCAAGGAUACCUAUGUUAUCUCCAGAUACAUUGAAAAUCCGCUCCUCAUUGGUGGGAAAAAAUUUGACUUGAGAAUAUACAUUCUGGUGACGUCCUACCGACCACUGAAAGCAUACAUGUACAAGCUAGGAUUCUGCAGGUUUUGCACUGUUCGCUAUGACACGUCAGGACAGGAGCUUGACAACAUGUUCGUCCAUCUCACAAAUGUCUCCAUUCAGAAACAUGGGGAGGAGUACAAUAACGUCCACGGGGGAAAAUGGCCUAUGAGAACCCUCCGUCUCUACCUGGAAGGAACUCGAGGCAAGACGAGCACAGACAAGCUCUUCACAGACAUCACGUGGCUGGUGGUUCACUCCCUCAGGGCUGUCGCUCCCAUCAUGGCUUCAGACAGACACUGUUUCGAGUGUUAUGGUUAUGACAUCAUCAUCGACGACCAGCUGAAGCCGUGGAUGAUCGAGGUCAACGCGUCCCCCUCGAUGACGUCAACCACAGCCAACGACAGAAUACUCAAGUACAAGCUCGUGGAUGAUCUUAUUAACAUUGUUCUACCACCUGACGGGAUACCCAACGUCCACUGGAACAAAGUCCCGACUCCGGACAAGUACGGCGACUUCGAGCUGCUGAUCGACGAGGAGCUGUACCAGAACAGCGACCACUCGUCCAGCCACCGCGGAGGCCGUCAGUCCGACCGCCACUCCGCCCCUCGGUGGAAAUAGCCCGCGGCCAAGAAGUGUGGCAGGACAUCCUCCACGCUUCCCACUCACGCUCAGCGAGACAUCGCCAGCUCCUCCACCAGCAGCUCCUCCAAGAAGGCCGAUGUUGGAUCGCCCAAGGAGACCGUCCGCUCGCAGGUAGAGGUCGCUUACGGAGAGGAACCAGGUUAUAACGACCCGACCACCUCUUCAGCAGCGUCCAGAUGGUAGCUAGCUGGCUCUCGGGCUUUGCCUUAGUGGGAAGGUAGAGAGUGUUCAUCGCACUUCUUGCUCUUCAAGAUGACCCGGCCUUCGAUCUCAUGAAUAUGAUCAGUGAUCAGGUUUGUCCCAUGAAAAAGUGACAUAUCUCCAAUGUAUUUUCAGGCUAUAUGAUCGUUGACACAGGGCUAACUUAUGUCAGGUGUUCCUUGAUAUCUUAUAUCUCAGACAAACGACAAAGAAGGUUUAAAACAGCCAUGAAAAAAGAAUUUGUAAAUUACACCAACAUAACGUAACUUUGAGAAUAUCUCACACAUCAGCAGGGGAAAAUCUUAGAAAUACUGAUAACGUGCAUACAACAAUUCCGAUUAUGUGAUGAUAUCACUGCUGAUCUUAACGAUUUACGUAUUUUUGGAAGCAACGAGUUUGUCUCUCAUAAAAUCAGUUUAGAAAGAUUCUAGUGGAUGAUAAGGACGUUUUUUUUUCUUACCGGCGGGAAAAAUGUACUGCUUGCGAGAGAAUGAAUGUAUUUAUUUCUUGCUGAUUAGUGUCCGUACAAAUAUGUCUUCGUCACUUACCGCAUGCAUGAAUGUUUGACGGCUCUGAUUAACGAACACUGAUAUAUUACUAACGAACCAUACAGGAAUGUUGAUAUAAAAGUAGGCUCAAAAUUAG